AAUGAAAUACUUGAGUCGAGUCGGUCAGGUUGUGUCAAACGUGUCCGAGUGCUCAGCAGAGAUGGACGUGAGUCUCCUAACUCUGGCCGCGGUCGUGGCCAUUCUGGCUUUGAUCUAUCGUCGCGUGACCCGCGAUAAUGACUAUUUCCACGACAAACCGAUCCCCUCGAUGCCGGUUCGAUUCUGGUUCGGAAGCACGGCGCCGCUUUUGACCAAAAAGUACUCCUUCAACGAUUUCAUCAAGCUGAUCUACGACAAAUACCAGGGAGUAAAAGUAUUCGGCUUGCACGACACCGGUACCCGGAUCUUUGCCCUCCGUGAUCCGGAGUUGAUCAAGAAGAUUGCCGUCAAAGAUUUCGACCAUUUUGUGGACCGAAGACCGGUGUUUGGGGAUGCCAAGAACGACAGUCCCAAGGUGCUGUUCAGCAAGACUCUGGUCAGCCUCACGGACCAGAAGUGGAGAGAUAUGCGGGCUACGCUGAGUCCGGCCUUCACCGGAAGCAAAAUGCGGGCUAUGUUCGAUCUGAUUGUACAAUACAACGACAAGUUGAUUCCGAUCCUAAAACAGAAGGCGGCAUCGUCCGGACACGUCGACUUCGAAAUGAAGGACUUUUUCACGCGUAUUGCAAACGAUAUCAUUGCGACCUGUGCCUUCGGCUUACAGGUUGAGUCCGUGAAAAGCGAUAACGAGUUCUAUCUGAUGGGCAAGAAGAUGAUGAACUUCAACCGGUUCAUUGUUUUGGUUCGUGUUUUUGGAUUCCGACUGUUUCCGAAGCUGAUGGCCAAGUUGGAUAUCGACAUCGUUGACGCAGAGCAAAACGAAUACUUUACGAAAAUCAUCAACGAGGCCGUACGAACACGCGACGCACAUGGCAUCGUGAGACCGGACAUGAUCCACCUGUUGAUGCAAGCGAGAAAGGGAAACCUCAAACAUCACCAGGAAACCGGUGAACCAGAGGUCGGAUUCGCUACGGUCGAGGAAUCGCAAGUCGGCAAAGUGGCUACGGGUAAAACCAUGACCGAUUCCGAGUUCAUUGCGCAGUGUCUGAUCUUCUUCCUCGCCGGCUUCGACACCGUAUCCACCGUUAUGAUGUUCCUGGCCUACGAACUUGCUCUCAACCAAGACAUCCAGCAGAAGGUCUUCGAAGAAAUCCAGGAAACCGACAAGGAACUAGCCGGCAAACCUCUAACCUACGACACGCUCCACAAAAUGAAAUACCUCGAUAUGGUAGUAUCCGAAGGACUCCGCAUGUGGCCAGUGGCUGCCGUCGAUCGACUCUGCGUUCGAGACUACACACUGGAUGACGGAGAAGGCCUUCGGUUCACCAUCGACAAAGGCACAGUCGUCUGGUUCCCGGUCUUCGGCAUUCAUCGGGAUCCCAAAUACUACCCGAACCCGGAAAAAUUCGAUCCGGAACGAUUCAGUGAAGCGAACAAGGCCAACAUCAACCUGGCAACGUACCUGCCGUUCGGAAUUGGCCCUCGGAACUGUAUCGGAUCCCGCUUUGCACUGAUGGAGAUCAAGGCCAUCAUGUAUGCACUGCUGCUGAGCUUCCGAAUUGAGCGCAAUGAGAAGACGCAGGUUCCAGUUCAACUGACCAAAGGUUUCGUCGGUCUAGGCGUUCAGGAUGGGAUGCACCUGCGUUUUAAGUCGAGAAGUUGAUCAAUUGUACUUUUAAGGUGGUGAAUAAACCUAGAAAUGUGGAAUAA
Molecule: messenger RNA, 1710 nt
Organism: Uranotaenia lowii
Lineage: Eukaryota; Metazoa; Arthropoda; Insecta; Diptera; Culicidae
Product: probable cytochrome P450 9f2
Exons: 2
Coding region: 2-1663 (553 amino acids)
Molecular function (GO): oxidoreductase activity, acting on paired donors, with incorporation or reduction of molecular oxygen; iron ion binding; heme binding
Source: RefSeq, a predicted model, not a curated record